Molecule: messenger RNA, 2611 nt
Organism: Fusarium redolens
Lineage: Eukaryota; Fungi; Ascomycota; Sordariomycetes; Hypocreales; Nectriaceae
Product: glycoside hydrolase superfamily
Exons: 4
Coding region: 95-2611 (838 amino acids)
Biological process (GO): glucan catabolic process
Molecular function (GO): beta-glucosidase activity
Source: RefSeq, a predicted model, not a curated record
GUUUGGAUUCUAUUGCCUCCAGUGAAAUGGGGAAUGUUUAUACCUCAAGCUUUCUAGCUGGUGCUGUAUUCUGGCCUUGUCAUCAUCCGACAACAUGCAUAUUCUCCAAAGGCAGCCCAUCGACGUCGAGUCAACACUAGCGUCAUUGACUCUUGCUGAGAAGAUCUCUCUUCUCUCUGGAUCCGACUUUUGGAAUUCUCAAGCCAUUACACCUCAUGGUAUUUCUUCUGUGAAAUGCACCGACGGUCCCAAUGGUGCCAGGGGUGGGAGAUUCUUCAACCCUGUUCCAGCAUUAUGUAUCCCUUGUGGGACGGGCCUUGGUGCAACGUGGAACCCAGAUCUGCUCUAUUCAGCAGGUCAACUACUUUCUAGAGAAUGUGAUGCGAAAGGGGCACACGUUUGGCUGGGCCCAACUGUGAAUCUCGUUCGAGGACCUCUAAACGGCCGUGGCUUCGAGAGCUUCUCUGAAGACCCGCAAUUAAGCGGCGUCCUGGCUACAUCCAUUAUACACGGUGUACAGAGUAGGGGGACCGCAGCUGCCUUGAAACAUUUCGUUGCGAAUGACCAAGAAACAGCCAAAAUGUCAACGGAUAUCUGCAUGUCAGAGAGGGCGUUGAGAGAAGUCUACCUGAAACCCUUUCAAAUGGCCGUCAGAGAUGCCAAACCCAAGAUCGUUAUGUCUUCAUAUAACAAGGUGAACGGUGUGCACGUGUCGGAGAGUAAGAAGCUGUUGGGGAACAUAUUAAGAGGCGAGUGGGGAUUUGACGGUUUAGUCAUGAGUGACUGGUACGGCACAUAUUGCUGCACCGAUGCACUCAACGCCGGCAUUGAUAUCGAGAUGCCGGGUCCUUCGCGGCAUCGCGCUGACAAGGCCUUGGUAGCAGUCGUUUCAGGGAAAGUCAGUCGCAAGACGAUAGACGAGCGAGCCAGAAAGGUCCUCGAGCUCGUCAAUGCCACAGCUUCAGCCAGAGUGUCAACAAAAGAGACGACUCGAGACUCACCAGAUGACAGAGCGCUAAACAGGCGACUCGCGACAGAGAGCCUCGUGCUUCUGAAGAACUCAGAUAACAUCUUGCCCAUCAACCCUGAAGAGUGUGAGGAUGUCGCUAUCAUCGGACCAAACGCCAAACUUCCUGCAGCAUGUGGUGGAGGAAGUGCAAACUUGCGACCAUAUUACACAAGCUCUGUCUUUCAAGGGAUCUGUGACCAACUCCCCACAAAUGCAAAGGUGCAUUUUGAACCUGGGGUAUUCGGUCACGUCUUACUGCCAUACUUGACAGGCGACCACGUCACGGAUGAGAAUGGGGUUCCAGGUGUCUCCAUUUCCUUCUUUAAUGAGCCAGAGUCAGCAUGGCAGACAAGGAAGUUUUUUGACCAGCAGAGUAUACCCGAUACAACAUAUCAGCUGAUGGACUAUGACCACCCAGAAAAGGUUGAGACGUUCUAUAUGUCUAUGACUGCUUAUUACAAGCCAGAUAUAGACGGAACCUACGAGUUCGGCCUCGCUAGCUAUGGAACCUCGAGGCUGUACAUAGACGAACAUCUAGUCAUCGACAACGCGACAUCACAGACUCAUGCUGGAAUGUUUUUCGGUCAUGGAUCAAGAGAAGAGCGUGGGAUAUAUGAGAUGAGGGCGGGCCAGACGUAUCGAUUGCGCGUUGAAGCUGGCAGUGCAUCGACCUCAAUAACUACAGGCGGCUCCUUCAUACCAGUACCUGGAGGGGCAUGUCGGCUCGGGGGCUGUCUUAAGCUUGAUCCAGAAGAAGGCAUCAGACGUGCUGUCGCAGUUGCAAAGAAGUGCAAGCACACUUUCGUUGUAGUCGGUCUCAAUGCAGAUUUUGAGAAGGAGGGUAAGGAUAGAGAGUCCAUGAGCUUACCGCCGCAGGUCGAUGACCUUGUCUCUGCGGUACUAGAAGCUCAACCGAACGCUGUCGUGGUGACUCAAGCUGGCAAUCCGAUUGAUAUGCCAUGGCGUCACGAAGCGAAAACUAUCUUGCAUAGCUGGUACGGGGGAAACGAGGCGGGAAAUGCUGUUGCAGAUGUAGUCUUUGGCAAGGUCAAUCCCAGUGGCAAGUUGCCUGUCACAUUCCCAAGCAGGCUCCAGGAUGGACCGACUUUCUUAAGUUUCGGAAGUAAUAAUGGAAGGAUCUACUAUUCCGAGGAUGUUUUUGUCGGGCAUCGCUGGUUUGAUGCUCGUGGCAUUGAGCCAGCCUUCGCAUUCGGCCACGGUCUAAGCUACACAACAUUCUCGACAUCCAAUAUCCGGGUCGCGGAGGAUGGGGUACGCGUUGACGUCAAGAACACAGGCAAGAUGGCUGGGUCUGAAGUCGUGAUGCUUUCAGUCUCUUACAACGCGGCAAAGUCAGGUCAGAAGUCGAGAUUUCACCGCCCUGUGCGAACACUCGUUGGAUUCCAGAAGGUGUUCUUGGAACCUGGUCAAGAAGCGACCGCGUUUAUGGCAUUGGACAAGUAUAGUACCGCAGUUUGGGACGAGACAGUGGAUAGCUGGCUUUGCGAAGCCGGAACAUAUAUAGCCUCUGUGAGAAGCUCAAGUGAGAACUUGGAAGCGAGCUUCAAGGUGGACAGGGAUAUGUACUGGAACGGACCGUGA